CCAGCUUGAUUGGUUGAAACCCGGCAAGAACGACUGUACAGAAACACAUGGGUACCAGACUGCCUUUUGGUGGACGUUAAUAAUGAUCUUAUAACGUUUCUGAACACUUUCCUGCAUUGGGAGCGUGUGGGUCGCCACAGCGGGUCAUCUGUCUGUAUCGCACCGUAUCCCUGUCAUGUGCCUUUGGUGACCGCAGUUAAUCAUUAAGUGAUGGAGACGGUGGCCCUGGUUGCUCCAGUUACAGCUUUGGAGUUCCUUCAGGAUGCAUUUCUAAUUAAAGGUGAGGGUCCGGUCUUGUCGGUGUACAGACUCAAGCCUCGCCCUAAAGCCUGUGCCUCUUUGAGCGUUCUCCAUCAUUACCGGAUUCAUGGAAUAAGACCCAGAAGGUGGGAAGCUGUGCCAUCACGGAGUGCCGUACUGAGCACUACAGAGCCAAAUGUCUGUGACCUUGCAGUAUUUGGAGGCAAAGCUGUGAGGCUUGUAAGGUUCCGCGUGGAGGAUGGGGAGCAACUUCGCCUGGAGGUCCUGGGCCCCCUCAUGGAGCUACAGGACUGGGCUCUGGAUGUCCGCUGGCUCUCUGAAGACAAACAGCCACUGCUGUGUGUGGCUCUUGCUCAUAAUAGUGCUCUUCUCUUGGAUGUCGCAAAAGGAAAUGCCCUGGUGCAGCGUUCCUGUCUGGAGGGCUGUUUGCUGUACUCUGCUCUUCUUCUGGUUCAUGAAUCCUGGGUGGAUACUGUCAUAGUUGGAGGGACUGUGUUCAAUCAGCUGGUUCUCUGGAAGCCCGGAGGAGGAGACAAAAGUAGCAAUCCUGAAAACAAGGCUCCAAUUGAAAGGCGUCUACUGGGCCACACUGGGGUCAUCUUCAGUAUCUCUUACCUCCAGGAGAAAGGAUAUUUAGCUUCAGCCUCUGAUGACCGCAGUGUACGGGUGUGGGGUGUUGGCACUUUAGGUGGGCCUGAAGGGAAAUGUGGGGACUUGAACCCAGUUUGUUUAAGGAUCCUAUAUGGACAUCAGGCCAGGGUGUUCUCAGUCCAUCUCUUAUCAGGGAAUAUCUUCAGCGCUGGGGAAGAUGGGACCUGUUUAGUCUGGGACUGGGCUGGAAGCGGGAAGGUGGUUCGCACGUUGAAGGGACACCGAGCAGGGGGUGUUCGUGCACUGGCAGUCAGUGAGGGAGAGGAAGCGAGCUGGGUGGCUACAGGAGGGGCGGAUGGAGGGGUAAGGUUGUGGCGAGUGGAGGGCAAUGAGAAGAAGGUGUGUCUAGAGGAGGAGGCAGUGACAGAGAAACUGACUGACCUGAAAUUUCCUGGUCAAGGCCUGCCUAAAGUUGUUUGCUUAGCAGGAGAAGAGGAUGGCAGUACAAGCUGGAGUCAGUGUAAGCCUGUAGUUUGCACUGACAAAGGAGUAGUUUACCAGUAUAAUGUUGGGAAGUGGGAAGUAGUGUGGAAUGGGACUCCAGAGUUCCAGUCCUACUGUGUGAUGGAAACGAUAACUAUCACUGUGAAGGAGUCGACAACCAAAGUUGAUUUGUGUGCUGUGGGAAACCUCAGUGGGUGCUUACAGAUCUUUCCCAUGUCUCAUCCUCAGUCUGGAAUUCUGCUUACAUGUGGAUCAGGGAAGAUCCAUACUCUUAUUUGGCACAAGGGAAAAGAGUGUGUGUAUUUGUUAGCUUCAGGUGCUGAAGGACGUGUCUAUCGCUGGUGUGUAGAGACAAAAUUCAGUGAAACCUGUUCUUUAGCUCUCAGCAUCACUGCUCUACCUUCUUUCCUCCUCCCCUCGUGCGCUAAGCGCUGGCUCACAGCUGCAGUGCGCCUCCAGUGCAGGUCAAGGGAGGUGCUUUGGGUGUGUGGAGACAGGAGAGGAUCCCUGCUUCUGUUUCAGGAAAGAGAAAACUCAAAGCAAAGAAAAGGAGAUGGUGAGGACACAAAUGAAGAAUUACUGACAGAUGGUAAACAAGGUGACAAUGAGGAAAGCGGGUCUGAGGCAGAGGGGAAAGGCAAGAUGGAGAAUGAAGAAAGCAAAGAGAUGCAUGACCUGUUGCUGCAUCCUCUGAGCUGUCUGUUUGGGGUGCACGGGAAACAAGGUGUAACCUCAGUGUAUGAGUACCAAGGCUUGUUCUACAGCACUGGCAGGGACGGCUGUGUUAGAGUUUUCAGAGUGCGUCCAUCAUCACCAAAGAAUCUUGAAGAAAGUAGACAAGAUAACACUGCGGAAAAAAGUGAAAAGAAUGAAGAAAUGCUUCGGCUGGAGGUUCUCAGGGUCCAGCGCGCCUGCAAAGGAAUGGAGUGGCUGGAGAGGAUUUUAAUUCUUGAACCUGAAAAAGAAUUGGAGGAGAAGGAGGAGGAAGAGGUCACACAGGAAUGUGAAAAGCUGUAUAACAAAGAACACCAAUUGACAGAACAGGUGGAGGUUAAAGGGGAGGAGGCAGAAGAAGAGCGCUUCAGAGAAGUAGAGAAAGAAGGCAGAGAAGCCAGAUUUGUAAUUGUCGGCUUUCAUGCAGUCCAUUUUGUUGUUUGGGAUCCGGUGAGGCAGGAGAGACUGUUAGCAGUGCCUUGUGGUGGGGGGCACCGCUCUUGGAGUCUGUGGCCAUCCCACAAAGGGAUUUGGCUCGGAUAUGGAGCUUUGGUGUUUAUCAAGCAGGGGGCUGUCCUGACUUCACAGCCCCCUGGGGAAGCAAUGGGUUGGGAUGGGAAGACAGGAAGGGCUGGAGGAACAGGAUUGAAAGAUGGAGUCCAUGGAAGAGGAAUUGGGUGUGUAUGCAGGCUGGGGAGGAUAACAGACUUUGGGAACGGGAAUCAGGCAAACCACUGGGAGUUAGUAGUGACAGGUGGAGAGGACACUAGCCUGAGUGUCCUGGCUGUACAUCCCUUUUCUGGCAAUAUUAAAGUUCUUUCAGUUAUUACCGACCACAUCUCAAGCAUCCGCACGGUGACUGCGAUUGUUGGCCCAGAGGGAGGGAGUGAAAGCCAGUCAAAGCCUCUCUCUGCUCUGCUCGUGUCAGCCGGUGGGCGGGCUCAAAUCCAAGUUUACCGGCUGUUAAUUGUUUGGGACGGGCAGAGACUGGCUCCUUCCUGUCAGGUGAUCCAGGUAGCCAGUCACCGUUUGGACGAAGAGUGGGAGAGGAGGCGCAACAGACACAAGAUGGUGAAAAUGGACCCGGAAACAAGAUACAUGUCUGCGACAGUGGUGGAUGAAGAAGUAAACCGUGUCCUUGUGGCUCUGUCCUGCAGUGACGGGGCUGUCAGACUGUUCUCUGUCAAUGAAGCAAAAGGUCAAAUUGAUUUGCUGUGGGAAACAUUUUACCAUCAGCGCUGUGUACUCAGUGUCGCCACCUGCAGCCUGGAGGAUGACAAAGGCAACAGGCAUAAGCUGCUGUUCAGCGCUGCGACUGAUGGGAAAAUCGCAGUGUGGAAUUUGACCGACUCUUUGUCCUCAUCAACGGAUAAUUCGAGCGGUGCUGCAACAUCACCAGUCCCCUGCCUCGAUGUUCCCGCCCACCAGAGUGGGAUCAACUCAUUGGCUGUUUGGGCAGAAAAACCGGGACAACAACAGGGUAGUUGCCUGGUAACUGUUGCUAGCGGAGGAGAUGAUGGACAGCUGACUGUGUCCACAAUCAGGGUGCAGCACUCAGAAGGUGGGAAAAUCGGGAGCCAAGUAGAGUUUUCUCAGAUUUCUGAGUCUCAGCCUCUCCUACAAACGCAGCUCCAGUGUCCAGACAGGCUUCAGAUUCAUCUCCACUCCCAAUGCCACAUCCCGCUGGCCCAUGCUGCCCCUCUAACAGCACUGAAGGUCCUGAGACCAGACCUCUUGGUCUCCACUUCCUCAGAUCAGAGGGUUUGCCUUUGGAAGGUCUGCAGUAACAGUAUCAGCCACUGUGGGGCACUGUGCUCCCACGUUGCUGAUGCUGCAGGGCUCGCAGUCUGGGAAAGUGAGGAAGGAAAUCAGAAAGUGAAGAUAAGAUUUGAGUCUGAGCAGGAAACUGCUGGGAGGCUCAAGAGGGAUAAAGAAACAGCUGAUGAGAAAAGCGUUAAAGAACUUGUUGAGGUAGAGAGCGAGACAGGUGACCCAUUUAGUAAGACUACUGGUGAGAAAGAAGAGACAGCCACAAGUCCAAGAAAUCAACCAGAGAAUGACUGCGUAGGUAAGCCAGCAAGUGCAGUAAAGCCUGAGACAGGUCUGAGGGAGCGAUGGGCGCUCGUCUGCGGUCAGGGCUUCCAGCUACUACGAGUCAGGAAUACGGAGAUGGAUGCAGAGAAAAACGGAGAAAAGGGAAAACUGGACGAGCGAAUUAAAGUGACUCUCCAAGAAAAAUGAUUCUGAAUAAAAAGAUUAAAGAUACUUUUAUAAAAACUUCACAAAGAGACAUAUUUUUUAAUUAUUUCUCAAUUAUCUGUCUUAAUUGCAGCUGUAUACUUUGAUGUAAAUGUAUGUUUCUGGUAAUUGUUUAAAGUAUUUAUCCUCUAGUUUUUGUUUCUUUAUUUUUUUGUUACAUGAAAAUGAUAAAAACAUAUUUAUUCCCACUGUAAUUAAAUGUAAGAUUAAAAAUGUUCUUUAAUCUGUCUUAACUGAUUUCAGAUAAUUUAAAAAGCAAACCAUUUAUUAAUUUCGUAGAUGUGAGCAGCUAUUUCUUCUCUGGCGUUUCCUUUAAGAAAACACAGAAAGCAUUUGCUUUCUAUCAAGAGAGAGCAUUCACUGCACAAAGAACAUUAAAAACCAUCUCUGAUGUGUUUGUGGCAUCUGUGGCCUACUUUAGGGAAUAGUACCAAGCUGCACAAAGAUGGCUGAAGUGACUGGAGUUAUUUUUAAUACAGUAUGGUGCAUCUCAUCCAGCCAGGAAAUAAAGGCCUUUUUGUUUUUAGAUGAAGAGAGUCUUGGGACUUCAUUUCUCCACACAGUAAAAACCUCAAAACAGAAAUUUGUAGUGUAAAUCU
Oreochromis aureus is the source of this 4928-nucleotide messenger RNA. It is a transcript of the gene wdr6, whose product is annotated as WD repeat domain 6. Gene Ontology annotation, biological process: tRNA methylation. Gene Ontology annotation, molecular function: protein binding. NCBI's taxonomy places the organism in Eukaryota, Metazoa, Chordata, Actinopteri, Cichliformes, Cichlidae. The record is from RefSeq and is a predicted model, not a curated record. The transcript has 7 exons. Gene Ontology annotation, cellular component: cytoplasm. The coding region runs from base 211 to 4311 and encodes 1366 amino acids.